GUCUCCACACCCUGCAGUGGGUUUGUGGCUGUGACCUCCUGUCUGACGGGAGCAUCCAUGGAUCCUAUCGGCACGGCUACGAUGGGCGGGAUUUCAUCUCCUUCGAGCUGGGAUCCAGGAGCUUCGUGGCGGCCGAUGGAGCUGCCCAGAUCACCAAGAGGAAAUGGGAACAUGAUGGGAUCGUGGUGGAGAGACGGACACAUUACCUUGGGAGCAUCUGUCCAGAAGCGCUACGGAAAUUCAUUGGAUACGGGCGGGAGGUGCUGGAGCGCAAAGAGCCCCCUGAUGUCCACGUGUCCGGAUACGAGGAACACGGGAUCCUGACGUUGUCCUGCCACGCGUACGGAUUCUACCCCAGGAUCAUCGGGAUCAGCUGGAUGAAGGGGGAUGAAAUCUGGGAUCAGGAGACGGAGUGGGGUGGGAUCGUCCCCAACAGCGAUGGCACCUUCCACAGCUGGGCCAGGAUCGAGGCGCUGCCGGGGGAGCGGGAGCAGUACCGGUGCCGGGUGGAGCACGCCGGAAUGCCGGAGCCCGGGAUCUUUGCCUGGGAGCCGGAAUCCGUCUGGAAUUCCACCCCGGUGUUGGUCGCUGUGUCCGUCAUCGCUGCCAUCAUCGUCAUCAUCGGCCUCAUCGCAGUCGGUGUCUGGAAGCUCCGAGCCGGUAACUCACGGGAUGGGGGUCGGGAAGGGCCCCCAGACCCCACUUUCCUCUACACUGAGGACUUGCAGGACCCCCAUUCCCAGAAAUCCUGGAUCUCCCGGUCCUUUCUCCACUCCCUGCGUUACCUGCAAGUGGCGGUGACGGAGCCCAGCCCGGGGGUCCCUCAGUUCAUGGCACUGGAAUACCUGGAUGGGAUCCCCAUCAGCUGCUACGACAGUGAGCGGGGCCAGGUGGAGCCACUGACGCCGUGGAUGGCGGCUGGACCUGAGCUGGGAUAUUGGGAUGAGGAAACCCAGUGA
Empidonax traillii (willow flycatcher) is the source of this 959-nucleotide messenger RNA. Its product is annotated as class I histocompatibility antigen, F10 alpha chain-like. Gene Ontology annotation, biological process: immune response. The transcript is spliced from 5 exons. Lineage: Eukaryota; Metazoa; Chordata; Aves; Passeriformes; Tyrannidae. Gene Ontology annotation, cellular component: external side of plasma membrane. The annotation marks the transcript as partial. The record is from RefSeq and is a predicted model, not a curated record.